AUGGCUGCUCACGCGUUCCUCCUCUGCUCCCUCGCCCUGCUGUCCGUUCACAGCCGGCCCAGCCUCUCCUUCGCUGAUGAGGAGCUGCAGCCAGGUCUCACCUAUGACGAAGUGCCUGAAAUCCUAGACAGAAGCAGAGAGAACCCUAAAAAAGCGACGAGAGUCACAUCAAGUCGAGAUGGCGGGUUGGGCUUAGAGAGUGAACAAGUCUUCCUGACGCCUGAAGAUGAGAACCCACUCAGGAGAAUACUGCAGCCCUUUAACUGGCACCAGCCAGGGAUGCCCCUCAGUAAGAGGAAGCUGCUGCAGUCUCUGAUGGGCCCCUAUGGCCCUCUGAGUGUGUCUUACAAUGGGAAGACCUGCAUUCUGUUCAAAGCCAAGCGCCUGGCCAUCCGCUACAGGAACCACACCUUCAUAGACCUGACCGAGCGGGUCUUCAGCCCCAACUCACCCGUGGAUACCAAGGGCUCCAUCUGCACUAAAGAGAAAGCCACGCUCUCGUUACGGUUCGGCGACGUGGAGGACUUACGAGGACUGGUCAUCAGGCUCCAGAUGUCCAACACCUUCUAUGAGGCAGCUGGUCAGAACUGGUUCACCCUGGAUAGUGUCCACAUCCACUACAACUGGACCCAGGAGGCGACGUUUAAUGCCAGCGAGGUCUACGCCCCCGCCACCUCAUCCUACCACUGCCAGCACGUCAGCAGCCUGCACAAAUACGACACCCUCCUGGUGCCCAGCUCCCACACCGACACGUCUGCCAACUGGCACAUCACCUUCACAGAUUUUCAGAUCCAGGCCUUCAAUGUGCAGUCGGAUAAGUUCGCGUCGGCCAGCGACUGUGCCACCUUCCUGACACCGGCCAUCCUCAUGGGUCUGGUGACCUCCCUGAUCCUGCUCCUGGUCCUGGCCUACGCCCUACACAUGGUGGUCCACCUCAAGCACAUCGACCGCUACGAGGAACACAAAGCCACUGUCUACUUCCCCCGCAGUCCAGAGGCAGAGCUACCGGACAAGAACAGCCUGUGAGGGCUGAAAGAGAAAGAGAGAACG
Molecule: messenger RNA, 1050 nt
Organism: Lampris incognitus (smalleye Pacific opah)
Lineage: Eukaryota; Metazoa; Chordata; Actinopteri; Lampriformes; Lampridae
Gene: atp6ap1lb
Product: ATPase H+ transporting accessory protein 1 like b
Exons: 7
Coding region: 1-1026 (341 amino acids)
Cellular component (GO): proton-transporting V-type ATPase complex
Source: RefSeq, a predicted model, not a curated record